CGCAUAUGGAGGAAUCGUCGAAAAGUGGUUCGUGAAAGUGAUGAAAGAUCUUGUAGUUCGGGAUGUAUUCGCAAGCGAUACUAGCGCCUGGUUACGAAUAGGAUACGCUGACGGAACCCGCAGUGGUAGCGCCACCAGGCGCUUACAAUCCGUGGAUCGUUCAUCACUUUCACCGACCAUUUGGCUAGCAUUGCGUUCGGAUUCCUUACCUGUAGUCUCCAUGCAUUUGUGAGUCGCUCUGCCUGUGAUAUACACAGAGCCUUUCCGCUUCGUGGGAAUUCGUGCGUCUCCGUCUCUAAAAAGUCUGAAAAAGUCGAGGUGUUGGGAUAUUUGUUCGUAAUUGGAAUUUGAUGUAUUAACCAAAAGUGGACUUUGAAGUAAAUAAUAAUUAUUGUAAUUGGAACAGUGUGAUGAUAAUAAGCGUUGAAAGAUGUACGGAACAACAAUAGGAAAUUAAGGAUACUAGGAUAGCUGUAGAUGACAGCGUGUAGAGGUGUAACCGAACGAUACCUAAGGAUUACAAUGCAUCGGAGAGUAGGGCACAGCAAUUACGAUGGCAAGAUUGCUGGCCUUUAUGAUAUGGAGGAGACACUUGGACGGGGCCACUUUGCUGUUGUCAAACUUGCUCGUCAUGUAUUUACUGGUGAAAAAGUCGCCGUCAAAGUUAUCGAUAAGAGUAAACUAGAUGAAAUAUCGCGUGCUCAUCUGUUUCAAGAAGUGAGAUGCAUGAAAUUGGUACAGCAUCCAAAUGUCGUUAGAUUGUACGAGGUAAUAGACACACAGACAAAGCUCUAUCUUAUACUCGAAUUGGGUGAUGGCGGCGACCUCUAUGAUUACAUUAUGCGGCAUGAUAGUGGAUUGAGCGAAGAGGUCGCAAGGAUGUAUUUCAGACAAAUAGUUAGGGCCAUCUCUUACUGCCAUAGGCUCCAUGUUGUGCACAGAGAUUUAAAGCCUGAGAAUGUUGUGUUUUUUGAAAAACUCGGAAUGGUGAAGCUUACGGAUUUUGGGUUCAGUAAUAGAUUUUGCCCGGGGCAAAAGCUGGAGACGUCUUGCGGUUCUUUGGCUUAUUCAGCACCAGAAAUUCUCCUCGGAGAUAGUUAUGACGCUCCUGCUGUUGAUGUAUGGUCUCUGGGUGUUAUACUAUACAUGUUGGUUUGCGGUCAAGCUCCGUUUCAAGAAGCAAAUGAUAGUGAAACCCUCACCAUGAUUAUGGACUGCAAAUAUUCAAUUCCAACACAUGUCUCUGAUGGAUGUAAGCAACUGAUAGCAAGAAUGCUUGUCAGGCAACCAGAACGGCGUGCUACCCUCGAGGAAAUAGCAUCCAAUCCCUGGCUUGUUUCAGGGUCAGAUUCUGACCCUGUAGAAUCGUUGCCCCUUGUAUCAAGGCAACAAGUUUCAGAGGACCACCAUAAUCUCAUUAUUACCAAAAUGGUUAAUGGAAACAUUGCUACCAAAGAAGAAAUACUUGAUGCACUAGAUAAGAAUGAAUACAAUCAUAUCACUGCAACGUAUUUCCUGCUGGCGGAAAGGAAGCUUCGUGCUCACAGGCAAGAGCAAGUACAAAAAAAUGGUUCCGAAGUACUUGACAUCUCAUCCAGCAAGCAAAAUGUUCUCGCUCCAAAUAAUACAGAAGUCGAUCAGCAUGCAUUAAGCAAUUUAAAUGAAUCAAUCCGAAAUAUUCCUCGAACAGUUGGCGACGUAACACAGAACUUUCGAACAAGAAAGUGCAGUAUUGUCCAAGAAGAGGACGACGAGGACGAUAUGUCUUCUUGCUCAGGUCGAGAUGAUCAUGGUAGUAACUCGACGCAAAGUUCGGUUAGCAGAAGAGGAUCAAGAUCAGAAGGAAAAUUGUCACACGUUAUUCAGGAAAAACUUUCUCAAAAUCUGGAGAAACAUUCCAUUCAUAACAGUCACAUACACACUCACUCUCAUCACACGCACGAUCCAAUAACAAUAUCUGCAUGCAAUAAAACGACAAUAGCCAACUCGCGCGAUGAUUGUGAUAAGUUCAUUAAGGACAGCAAUAAAUCUGUGUAUAAAUCCUCAGUCAAAGUUGCUGACAGCGGUGGAGGUGUCGAAAAUUUAUCUGAACCAAUGAAGGCAAAUCUGUUUGAUGCCAACUUCAGAAAUAAUCUCGACAAUUCCGGACUCGAAGUUGCCUCAGAGGACUGGAUAAAAAAAACCGAAAAUAUAGACAGGCGGCCCAAGUCUGUAACUGAUUAUUCAAAAUCAACCCCUUGUAACAAGUGGCGAAUGGGGACCAAGCACCAAUCCUCUUUGCAGUCUCCAGAGAGAAUAAAACCCAGCUUAGAUACUUCAGCUUCAGUAACUUCUACAAUUCUUACAGUAUCAUCGACCGUUCCGAUUCCCUUAAACACAGCUACAAUUACAGGGAACAGUCAAUUGUUGCCAAGCUAUAAAUCCUUGCCAGCGCCACACAAUGUAACACUUCCAGAAUUGUCUUUCAACGAGAUUCUCGAGGAUCAGGAUAUGGCCUCUAUAGACUGGUCAAGAAAUCGUAUCGUAAGACGGACCAGUUACGAACAAAGGCGAAGUAAAUUUCACAAAACUCGCACUGCGUCUUGUUCAAGUUCUGAUGCCAGUGAUGACGACAGCGAAGGGAGAAAAAAGCGAGCUCACAAACUGGGAACUUCGGGAAAACCGCUACCGCCACGAAGGGAUAGUCAUGAUGAUUCAAGCGAUUCUCAGGAUCCAGGUGGCAGUGAAGGAGGAGGAGGCAGCGGUAACACGACUGGCCAUGGGAGAGCUUUGUCUGACAACAGAGAGUGUCCUCCAAGUUCAUCGAGCACGGAAGAUAACAAGAAUAAUAGCGGGACCAACAAUGGUACAGAGGGAAAUAAAAGAUGCGCUAUUAACAGGGCGACUGUUUUUGAAAGAAGGCACAGAACGGGUAGACGAAGGUCUGGCGAAACGCGAUUAAGAGAGAGCCAAUCUUUGAAUCGUAUUACUGAAGUUCAAGAAGCCGAGGGUCCUUGUCAUAUCCAUAAUUCUAGCAUUGUUGUCACUCAGUAUACUUCGAGCACAUCGUCGGCUAAUGUUAAACAGAAGGCGAAGGGGUUUGGUGCGAGACUAUUUCACAGUUGGUCACUUACCACUAACAGUAUAAACAGCAGUAAUAGUUGUAAUAGUAAUAGUAGUAGUAGUAUUAAUAAUAGUAGUAGUAGUAAUAGUAGUAGUAGUAGUAGUAGUAGUGGUAGUGGUAGUGGUAGUAGUAGUAGUAGUAGUAGUAGUAGUAGUGGUAGUAGUAGUGGUAGUAGUAGUGGUAGUGGUAGUGGUAGUGGUAGUAGUAGUAGUAGUACUAGUACUAGUACUAGUACUAAUAGUAAUAAUAGUAACAACAACAACAAUAAUAAUAAUGAUUGUAGUGGUAGUAGUAAUAGUAGUAGUAGUAGUAGUAGUAGUAGUAGCGGUAGUAGUAGUAGUAAUAGUACUACUACUACUACUACCACUACUACUACUACUACUACUACUACUAGAAAAUCAAUAAUCGUAGAAUUAAAGGAAAACACGAUGAAACUACAACAUUCAAAAGAUGAUAAAACAGUACAUCAUUAUCACUCUGAUAAAUCCAAAUGUAAAAAUGUAGUAUUUGUUCAAGGUUUUAGUAAUAGUAAACUCGAUAAAUCAGUUGAUAUAAGUGAGAAAGAAACAGUUAAUCCGGAUAGUCAUCACUAUUUGGUAAAAUCAUCAAAGUUACAAAGUAACAGAGUAUUUUCGUCUAAUAAUAAAAAACCAACCAAUAACGAAGAUGAUGAUAAUCGUACUACGGCUAUUACAAAAAGUAAUUGCAAAAACAAAAAGCUUCAUUUGCUUAGUCGUUACUUUGCCAUUCACAAAAAAUUAUGCAUUCCGUUACCCUCGAUAUUCGGCAGAGGACGCUUAUAUAAAGCUCAAUCUUGUGGCAGUAUUACGAGAGACAAGGUAUCUGCUUUGUCUCCUAAAUCUGUACUACUUUAUCGUCAUGGUACGUGUUGGGAGGAACAGCGACACUGGUGCGACAACAAUCAUCGAUAUCGAGGCAGUUACGGUGACAUUAAUCAGAAUUUGGACAUCACCCAUCAAUUAGUUAAUACAAUCGGUCAAGGGUGUUCGGCCGUUCCUGCAGCUUGUCAUAUUCACUUUGGUGAUACAUCUAAAUGCUGCAGUCUUUGUUGACUAUAGAAACACUGUUAAUGUAAAGAUAUAUACAACUCUAUGUGUGCUCAUGUGCGUGUGUACGUAUAUUAGGGUGGUUCUUAUUUGUCAGAUGUCCGAAGUUUUCCAAUUAAAAUACACGUGAUUCUUACCUUCUGAUGUAAUUAUUUUACUGAACAUCUAAUCUUUGACGAAAAAAAUUGUUAUUAUGUGGAAUUGACAGGGAUCGAUAGUACUUUCAAGAAGAAAAAGAAGAAAAAAUGUAUUGGCUAUUCUAUGGCAUUUUUAUCCUGCUAAUUUAAAUAUUUUUCGUUGUUUUAAUUGAAAAUGAUAGGAAGAAAGCAAGAUAUCUGUCAUAUCUGACGUUUAUUACGUAUUCAGGUUAUCUAGAAAUAUAACAUGAUAAAUUUUAGGUUCUAAUAAAGUCAUCAAAGAGAUAUUUAGUAACAAUCAUCCGCAUCUAAUUUAAAAAAUAGAAAAAUAUUGAAAUAAGCAGGGUAUAAAUGCCUGAGAAUGGCCAAUACAUUUUUUCUUUUUUUCCCCUUGAAAGUACUAUCGAUCUUUGUCCAUUCCAUAUAAUAUUUAUUUUUUCCAUCAAACAUUAGAUGUUUCAGUAAAAUAAUCACAUUAUAAGAGAAGAAUCACAUCUAUUUUAAAUGGAAAACUUCGCGUCGUUACAGUGGAUAGUAAAAAUCAAGUUAGGACAUUCACGUUACGUUCGAAAUUUUUUGUUUUUUUAUAUAGAUACAAACGAUGAGGUGGCAUAAUUGAAAUUCGAACAUGGGUUGAAUAAAAACCACCCAAGUGUACAUACAUCUUUUAGACUACAAAUUUACACCUGGUUUGUUUAACUUUUGCAUUAUUAUUCAAAUGUUAAUAAGUAUACUUACUUCAUUUGUGUUUCUCAGUUCAUCAUAACAUAUUAAUUUUUAUUUUUUUAUUUUCCUAGACAUAUCCGAGUAUUAUUUAAUUUAAUUUAAUUCGUUAUCGUUCUUUCGAACCUUGUUCAUUAGAUAAUACGCUUUAAAUCAAUUCAUUGCCUUUCUUGUCUGGAAAAUAAAAAUUCUUUUUCCUAUAAUGUUUGGCACUGUAGGUGAAAAUAUGUGGAAGAUAUUUCAUAAAAGGAAUAAAGAAGCAGUCUCGUAAGGGGGAGUUUUAGAGCAAUAAUUUCAAGAUUUAUGCUGUAACAUGGCUCUGUGCUAAAAAAGUUAUAAUAUUAACUAGUGAAUAAAUAAAAUGAGCCGAGUUGAAAUAGACUGGAGAUUAAAGAUUAGUAUGGUAAGACGUUUUCCUACCUAGCAUGUGAAGGAAUAACUGCAUCGAUCUUUCCUGAUUGAUUUUAAAUCGUUGCUUUAAGGGUGAAGAUGUAUAGAAGUAAAUUUACUAUUUGAUUGUCAUAAUAUAGUAUAUCAGUAAAUGAAUAGUAUUAACACGUAGAUUAAAUUAUUUAGAAAUUAUUAUAUAUUUGACAGGAAAUAAAUUGGUGUGUAACAAAUGAUAAUAAUUUAAAAACGUCAUUCAAGCCGUAAUUCUCGAUUAUCAAUAAGAAUUAAUUGCAAUAAUUUGAAAAUGUGUGAAAAUGUAAUUACCCUUUAGUUGCUGCUACUGCUGCCACUACAUUACAAGUGGCAUAUCUAGUCUGUGAGAACAAACUUGUCUUAAGUACUGCAGAGAGUUUAUUGUCGGCAUAUCUCGUAUUAGUUGUAUAUUAAAUGUAAAUUAAAAUGAAAACAUGCAUAAAUAUAGAUAUGUAUAAAUAUAAUACCCUAUAUACAUUUGAUGAAAAAAGUGAUAGCAGAUUUUUGUGUCCGGUUCAACACGUCAUUUUAAUCUACGGUUUUCUUCGAAGUUAUCCGUAUACCCAAAUUGCUUACGCCAACCAUUGUAAUCACAUUAAUGUACUUUACUGUAAGCUAAAGAUAAUGAAAAAAAGAGAAAUUCAAUCUCGGCUGAUUACAUUUAAAAGGUUGGAAAUAUAUUCAAAUUCUUACGGUUUUGAAAAAUUUUUCCCACUUUGACGACUGGGGAUUAAGUCCAUGCAGAAGAUUAAAUUUUGUACAAUAACUGAAGGUACAUGUGUAGUGUAUACUAUACAUCAUCUUAUGAUCUCGUAUUUCGAAUCUUGAUUAACAAAACAUUAGUAAUCGCAAUAAUAUAUUAAUAAUAGUGAAUUUCCAAAACAGUAAUGUCUGGUUACAUUUCAAUUUUUUGGCUUGGCUUGGAUUGGAUUGCAAAAUUCAACGGAAAUGGAAUAGAAGAUAUUUUAACGUUGACGUAUCAAUGUGAAAAAUAAUUUAUAUUAAAAGGGAUCAAGAUGAGAGAAAAAAACAUCCAACAAACAGUUUCUGAAAAACAAAAAUAUGUAUGUUAUGUAAACUUACUGUUUAUAUCGAUAUGUAUACAUACCUAUGUAUAUUUAGUAUGAUAAGAAUGUAGAUAAAAUUUUAUCUACAUCAAGCCGUACCAUGUACGCCACGUUAGGAGAGAAAAAGAAGAAAACAAAAGAACACAAAGAAAACAGUGAUUAUGAAUCUUUAUUAAUAUUUGUUACAGAAAUGAACAUGUUAUUAUUUAUAUCGUAAUCAGACAACUGUCAUUACUGGCUCAAUAAUACAUAAAUGUAACAACAGAAGUGUCAGAGAUUUUCAAAAAUAGUGUGUUAAAUAAAAUUCAAUGUACUAUGUGAAAUCUA
Molecule: messenger RNA, 6847 nt
Organism: Neodiprion virginianus
Lineage: Eukaryota; Metazoa; Arthropoda; Insecta; Hymenoptera; Diprionidae
Gene: Snrk
Product: probable serine/threonine-protein kinase MARK-A
Exons: 9
Coding region: 478-4176 (1232 amino acids)
Biological process (GO): protein phosphorylation; intracellular signal transduction; microtubule cytoskeleton organization
Cellular component (GO): cytoplasm
Molecular function (GO): protein serine/threonine kinase activity; tau-protein kinase activity; ATP binding
Source: RefSeq, a predicted model, not a curated record